Molecule: messenger RNA, 762 nt
Organism: Chondrus crispus (carragheen)
Lineage: Eukaryota; Rhodophyta; Florideophyceae; Gigartinales; Gigartinaceae
Exons: 1
Coding region: 1-762 (253 amino acids)
Source: RefSeq, a predicted model, not a curated record
AUGCUUCACCGGGCGGACCUCCCCAUAACCGCCAUAGUCAUCUCGGACGGGUUCUGGCAGGCCGCGGUUAUACAGGAAGCCCGCGGCGGCAAUGAAAGCCAUAGCCAUGCAGGACCCGGCCAGGGUCGGGGUGACAAAGCCCAGGACGACGAAGAUGCCCAUGAUAAUGGCGGUCCUCUUGGUAUACUUGAAAUCCGGGAGCUUGACAAUGCCCUGCAGCCAGCUCGGGAGGACGAACCUCUUCUUCUUGACGGGGGGCCUGUCGUACGGGCUGUCCCUAAUCUUGGGCAUGAGCGAGCCCGACAUACGCUGCUGCAGCUUGUCCUCGAAAAUCUUGUCCUUGUACACGUCGAGCAUCAUGAGCUUCUUUCGGUCGUCUGCGUACUUGAUGGAGAGGCGCUUGACGGCAGCGUCGACGUCGUCGUACGUGGCGUCCUCGGACACGCCCAGCGCGCGGUACGGGUUGGACGCGGAGGACGACCGCCCACCCUUGGCGGGCGCGUUGCGGUUCUUGCUCCCGAAUCCGAACAGCAUGCGCGGCGGGCGCCGCUGCCGGCACAGGGACGGCGGGCCCGCACGCAGCGCGGCACCCGCGAACGACGACUGCGUCAGUACGUAGGGCGCGCGCGUCGGUACCAGGAGCGGGGGGACGAAGGCCAUCGCAGAGGGCGGGGCCGAAGUGUGCGGGGUGGGGGUGCGGAAUUGGGGCGUGGGGCGUGGGCCGGGGGGGGGAAGGGAGUGGGGGGGCGUGGGGGGGUGUAG